UAUUCUAUGUCUAUGCUAUAACGUGUGAUUCGAAUUUAUUUGCCGUUAAGAGAGUGACUGAAUUUUUGUGUGGUAUUUCAUAAAUAUUAAGUAAUCUUUAUAAAAAAUUUGUUUAAAAUGGAAUCUAGUAAAUCAGAAUCAACACCGAAACAAGCUAUGGUAUAUAUUUGUGGAGAAUGCCAUUAUGAUAAUGAAAUACGACCAAGAGAUCCAAUUCGAUGCAGAGAAUGCGGAUACAGAAUCAUGUACAAAAGAAGAACUAAAAGACUUGUUGUCUUUGAUGCACGAUAAAUUUGUUUGCUAUGGUG
Molecule: messenger RNA, 308 nt
Organism: Eufriesea mexicana
Lineage: Eukaryota; Metazoa; Arthropoda; Insecta; Hymenoptera; Apidae
Gene: Rpb12
Product: DNA-directed RNA polymerases I, II, and III subunit Rpb12
Exons: 3
Coding region: 118-291 (57 amino acids)
Biological process (GO): DNA-templated transcription
Cellular component (GO): RNA polymerase II, core complex; RNA polymerase I complex; RNA polymerase III complex
Molecular function (GO): zinc ion binding; DNA binding
Source: RefSeq, a predicted model, not a curated record